AUGGGGAAAAUAAACUUCAACACGUUGAUGGGCGUCGAUCCCUCACUCGACCAUCGUCACCACUUCGAAACCUCCUGGCUUCUACCUCCGCUGGCCUUCGCUUUUCUCCGCGGUCUCGUCGCCCUCUACAUUUUCGUCACCAACUUCUUCAUCUGGGGCUGGAACGGCACCCAUGGCAAUCGCGCCGCCAUCGGCCAGAGCUUCAGCUUCUUCACCUGGCUGACCUACUGGGGUCUAGGCUUCUACUACCUCGUCGCCUGCGUCCAUACGGCCUGCUAUGCUCGCUCCGGCCGUUCGCUUCUCUUCGAUGUCUGCCCACGGGGCCUGCGCGCCCUCCACGGCUUGUUCUAUACCACCGUCACCACUUUCCCCUUUCUGGUGACCAUCGUCUUCUGGGCCAUCCUCUACUCCGGGCCAUGGUACCAUGCAACCUUUAAUGGGUGGUCGAAUAUCUCCCAACACGGCCUGAACUCAUUCUUCGCGCUCCUCGAGAUCAUCCUCCCCACAACCAAUCCCCACGCCCUUCUCACCUUCCCCUUCCUCCUACUCCUCUUGCUCCUAUACGUCUCGCUGGCCUACCUGACACAUCACACGCAGGGAUUCUAUCCCUAUUCGUUCCUGGACCCUGGUGUGCACGGCGAGAAGAGCGGCCUCGUGGCCGGCUACUGCUUUGGCAUCUUGGCUGCCAUCCUGGUCAUCUUUGCCUUGUCAUGGGGGGCGAUCUGGCUCAGGAAGAAACUGACGCGCGGCGUGGUCAAGCGAUCCCGAUUUGAUCGUGAGAGGGGGUUGGAGAUGGAGGAGGUGAGUGCUUAG
Molecule: messenger RNA, 813 nt
Organism: Aspergillus affinis
Lineage: Eukaryota; Fungi; Ascomycota; Eurotiomycetes; Eurotiales; Aspergillaceae
Exons: 2
Coding region: 1-813 (270 amino acids)
Cellular component (GO): membrane
Source: RefSeq, a predicted model, not a curated record